AUGUCCCUCUACCACGAAGCCGCCGAGAUACUGGUUGCCUCCUCCACCGAGGGCGGCAGUCUCAAGUCGAGGAUUUUCGGGCGCCGCAACAUCAAGUCAACACCGGGCCAACUUUACGCUCUCGUAUUUGAAACCUCUAAAUGGAGUCUGGUGCUGAAAGAAGUCAUUGAUGCCUCGGAAAUCUUAUCAAUAGAGAAAAAACUCACACCCAUUCUUUCGCUUCUGCUGGCGCAUGACUUGUUAUUAGCAAAGGGCGGCGUUGCUCUUCCCAAAACUCAUGGUCUGAGAGUAACUAUUGAGAAGCACAAGGCGCGAUUGACGUCAGAACUCACACGCGCGAGGCUGCGUCGCAAGGCGCCAACGAUGGAGGCUCUCAAGGAGCAGGUUGAUCGCGCGGCCGCCGGUGAGGAGGCGCAGAUUCCGCGCUGGGUUCGCAUUAACAGCAUUAAAACCACGAUAGAGGACCAGCUCAAGACCACCUUCAAGGGCUACGACCAAGUGACCACUAUUCAGGAGGUUCUCGCGCCGUCUACGACGCCCACGGGUGUCAAGCAACGCCGGAUCCUCAUCGACCCGCACAUUCCCAAUCUCGUGGCCAUUACGCACGGCAUUGACUUGUCGAAGACGGAAGCUUACCUAUCCGGCAAAAUCAUCUUCCAAGACAAGGCCUCCUGCUUUCCUGCCUACCUCCUCGAUCCGCUCCCCGAGGAUGGUGACAUCGUAGAUGGCUGUGCAGCACCGGGCAACAAGACGACGCACUUGGCCGCUAUUUGCCAUGCCAGGAGGCCCGAUUUUGAGACGUCAGAUGCCCAAAAGAUUUUUGCGUUUGAAAAGGACAAGCGUCGCUCGCAGACCCUGACGAAAAUGGUCAAGAUUGCCGGUUCCCAGGGCUGGACGAGGGUUGGCUUUGGGCAGGACUUUUGCCAGGUCGACCCGACGGGGACGCAGUUUGCCAAGGUAGGUGCGCUUCUAUUGGAUCCGAGUUGCUCGGGUAGCGGUAUCGUGGGCCGCGACACCAUGCCGGAGCUGCAUGUACCAGAGGCGUCACCGGCCUUGGCAUCCGGCAAGAUGGACAAAGCGAAGGGGAAGGCGACUGAUGGAAAGGAGGAAUUGAGCAAAAAGAGAAAAUUGGACGACAUAGAAGCCCACCAGAACAGCGUCAUGAUUGAUGAUGAAGGCAACGAAACAGUUGUCGACUCUGAAAAGGACCUCGAGGCACGACUACAGGCUCUUUCUGGAUUUCAGCUCAAGAUUCUAUUGCAUGCGCUCACAUUCCCGGCCGCAAAAAAGGUGACAUAUUCGACCUGCUCGAUACACUCGCAGGAAAACGAAGACGUGGUCAUGAAGGUGCUCGGAUCCGACCUUGCCCAGAGACGCGGUUGGCGCAUCAUGAGGCGCUCCGAGCAAAUACGGGGCAUGCGCGAUUGGCCGGUGCGCGGACUUAGCGAGAGCUGCGGCGGGGAUUCCGAAGUGGCCGAUGCCUGUAUUCGCUCCUACAAGGGCGACGGACACGGCGUCAUGGGCUUCUUUGUGGCCGGGUUCGUGAGGGAUGGCAGCCAAGACGAGGAGACGGACCCGGAUGGGCCGUACCUGAGGGACGAGAGCGGCCUGAUUAUGCGGGACAUGACUGGGAUGCCGUACCUGAAAAAGACGGGCAGGCCGGUCGCGUUGCUACCGAGGGACGAGAGCGAAGCGGAAGACGAGGAUGAAGAUGAGGAUGACGACGAAGAUGAAGAUGAGGAUGAAGACGAGGAGGAGGAGGCGGCCGAGAUGGACCCGGACGAGUCGUAUGUGAGGGACAAGGCGGGCCGGAUUCUUCGGGACGAUGAUGGGAUGCCGUUUUUGAAGAGAAAAAGUCAGCCGGGGGAUCUGGUGGUGGUGAGGGAAACUGAUGAGGAGGAUGAGGAUAGCGGAGAGGACGAGGAUGAGGAGGAGGAGAGCCAGGAUACUGAUAGUAGCAGGGAUGGUGGGGAGCAUGAUGAUGAUAAAGACGGAAAUGAGGACACAGAAGACUGGAGUGGAUUCGAUGAUUAA
Messenger RNA from Cordyceps militaris CM01, 2034 nucleotides. RefSeq names its product NOL1/NOP2/Sun domain family. Gene Ontology annotation, biological process: rRNA base methylation. The transcript is spliced from 2 exons. Gene Ontology annotation, cellular component: nucleolus. Bases 1 to 2034 code for a protein of 677 amino acids. The record is from RefSeq and is a predicted model, not a curated record. Gene Ontology annotation, molecular function: methyltransferase activity. Lineage: Eukaryota; Fungi; Ascomycota; Sordariomycetes; Hypocreales; Cordycipitaceae.